AAUGUCAGUAUAUACUUGUCUUGUGUACGCGUCUUGCCAGCUCGCUUCGCUGAGCUCGCCAGCUACGCAAGAGCAGCAUUGUCAUCGAUGUCUCGCGCUUUGUGUCUUCGUUCCAUCAAUAUAUUCCAAUGAAUAAUAAUUAAUUGAUUAUUUCUCUUUCGUCGAUAAAUGAAUCGUUCUCAGAGUGUAGUUCGAUGCAUUAUUACGCAUCGGUUACUGUUUAUGGAAAAAAAUAGUACAAAAAAAUAGAUAAACUUCAUUGUUUUUGUUAUGAUUUUUUGAGAUCGUGAUUGUUCGCGAUAUCAAUCUUCUCGACAAUGAUGUUCUGUUCGCUAAGAAAAUGCUUUUGCAGAAAAGAAACUGUGAGAGCUUUGAGCACAGGUGAAAUUUCAACCGCUCUCAGACCAUUUUAUUUUACUGUUCAUCCUGAUCUCUUCGGACAAUUUCCCACCCAACGGACGGUAAAUGAAAAUUCUCUAAAACAACUGAGCUCAUUGAUAGAGACUCUGCAACAACGGAGACCCAUUAUGCCAACUACUUUGCCAUUUUAUCUACGCCCCAAAGACGAAAAAGAAUCAAAAGCUGGAAAAUUCACAUUAGUUAAGAUCCAGUUCAACGAUGUUGACCUCAAAAAGACAAUAAUUUCAAUUCUGAAGACCUGCAAUUUACCGACAAAGUUUGUGGAUGACAUACAGGAUGAAAGACCCCAGAAACCUAAAUACAACUCAAGAUUUUGGCAAAGUAGCGAAAGAGGUGAUUUUUCAGAGUUUGAGGAUGAUCCGAUCUAUCAGUCAAUUUUAAUGAAAAGAAAAAUCAACUCUGAGCCUGAUACUUUCAAAGCUUAUUUGGACAAACACGUGAACGAGGCACACGUGAAAUUGGAAGCGUGCAGACCAAUUAGAGAAGAAGUGAAGAAACUCGAAAAAGUAUUGUGUGAUAGCCUCGGAUUAAAAAGUAUAGUGUGGGACUGCGGCUGGAAUAUUUCGCAUUAUAGAGGCUGUCUAUUGGCAUUUCAUGCACUGGCUAAACAUCAUCCAGAACCAAUGGCCGCAUUGAGAAAUCGUGCUCUUGUUUUUGCCAAUGAUACCGGUAUAAGUCUUGAGGGAAGCGUCAUGCUGAAUUCUGGAGAAGUCAGAAAUAAUUGGCUGGAUCUGAUAAAAAAUGUGAAGAAACACGACGUAGUGCUUCUAAGACUUCCGGCUUUCGAGAAAGCCGUGUCUCGUGUACUGCUCGACAUUAAAGUUGGCCGACGGGUAUCCUAUAUGUGCAGGAAGUUCAUGCCGAAGGUGAUGGUAGGGCAGUACGAGAGACAACUUCGUCAACUCACAACAACGCUCUCGGAUUACCGGGGACGCAGGAACUAUCCAAAAACGUGGCCGAGCGAUUUAUCUUCCUACGAGAUCGUCAUUGAAGCUGAAGCUGGACCCUUGAUGCUUUCGCCUACUGGACAAUUCAUCGUGCCAUCUUCCUGUCCAGGAUUUCUCUUAGUCACAUUCAUAACUGAGAAUUUGGAGGAAGCUACGAAAAGACUGCAUCACUAUAAUAACAUCAAACACGUGGAGCAUGAAAUCCAUGACAGAACGAUCAAAGAACUCUUAUUGGCCGGUCUGAACAAAGAUGACAGCAUUACUCCUGAUCUUAUGAUUCAGUGUUGCGAGCGUAUGUUGGCUCACAAAGUCAUUUUAGCACCAAUGCUUGAAGGUGUAAUGCUCUGGGUUACACAUUACUAUUCAGUAAUGAGCGACGGUGUACUUUGCGUACCUUGGGAUUGGAAGCUCUGAGCGGAAUAUCCAACAACUUGCAUACAAUAUAUCAACCCCGAUUUUUGAUACAUUAGGCUUUUCGAGGGUAUUGUUAUCUUGAGAUUUGUGAAUUGUAUAUUUUUACCACGAUUCACUUAACUGUACAUACAUUAGAUAUUAAAAUGCUAAUAUUAGCAAUAAUGCUAUUUCAUUAGUAAAUUGUGAUAAAAAUCGAUGAAAACGAAUAUGAAGCACAAACAUUUAUAACAAAUAAACCAUCAUUUGUCAAUUUGAA
This is a messenger RNA of Venturia canescens, 2037 nucleotides long. Its product is annotated as T-cell activation inhibitor, mitochondrial. Gene Ontology annotation, cellular component: mitochondrion. Lineage: Eukaryota; Metazoa; Arthropoda; Insecta; Hymenoptera; Ichneumonidae. The record is from RefSeq and is a predicted model, not a curated record. The transcript is spliced from 8 exons. Bases 318 to 1781 code for a protein of 487 amino acids.